Messenger RNA from Cuscuta epithymum, 1905 nucleotides. The record is from the annotation of a GenBank genome assembly. NCBI's taxonomy places the organism in Eukaryota, Viridiplantae, Streptophyta, Magnoliopsida, Solanales, Convolvulaceae.
AAGAAAACGAGUAGAGAAUAUAUAUAUAUACUUACUCGCCGGAAAAAUACACAUAUAUAAAUUUACGUAAGAAAUUGCCUAUAAACAAGAGAGGAGGGUCGUGAGAGGUCUAGGAAUAUUUCCCAAUAAAUUCCAGACCGAUUCGUAGUCACCGGAGCAUCCUAGAGGUCGCCGGAGUUGCAAGCCAAGGAAAUGGGUCUUCAGCAAGUGCGGAAAUUUGGCCGUAGAUAGGGGUGGCGGAGCUUCUCCUAGACGUCAGGAUCAUUUUGCAACUUGAAUCGUUUAAAUCCGUUACCUAAGGAGAAUUCAAGUGAAGAUCAAGCUAGAGAUUUUAUUAAGGAGAUUAUCGCAAUUUAAGAUAUCAUGGCACCGAGAAGAGACCCUGAUAACACGCCCACCAAUGCUGAGUUGGCACAAAGCGUUCAACAACUGGCACAAUUCAUGCACACACUGGGUGCUACUGUGCUCCAGAACAAUCAAAACCAGAACAACGGGAAUGAUGCCGCAAAACGAGUGGCAUCUCGCAACCCUCCAAGCUUUCAUGGGCAAGAAGAUCCUCGUAUCCUCGAAAAUUGGCUCCGACUCUUUGACAAACUCUUCGACGCGGUGAGCUGUCCGGAAGAGCAAAGGGUUGACAUUGCUGUUUACUAUUUACAGCAAGAAGCGGAUAACUGGUGGGUCUCAUCAGGCCCAACUUUACGUCAACAACCUGACUUCAAUUGGGAAGCUUUCAAGAUUGCCAUGAGGAAACGUUUUUAUCCUGCACACGUUCAGGCCACCAUGCGUGAUGAAUUCAUACAUUUGAAACAGAUGGGCAUGAGUGUCCAGGAAUAUCACAAUAAAUUCGUGGACCUCGCGCCAUUUGCGAAAACAAUAGUGCCUGAUGAAAGCACCAAAGUUGAGAAAUUUAUCUACGGAUUAAACUAUGAUACGCAGAAAAUCGUCGCUGUUUUGGGUUGCCAAACUCUGACUGAAGCUUAUGAUAGAGCUGCAGUUCACUAUCGAGUUCAGCAACUACAAAGAGAGAGGAACCAGAAGAUGAAGAGGGACGAAGAUGGAGGUCGAGGAGAAAAGAGGGUCAGAGUGCACCCACCUACACAGCAACAAGAAGGGAGGAGGAGGAGAGAUGACCAAGGUGGAAGAAAUUUCCACGGUCAAAACCAACAAAAUGAUCGAAGAGUUGCUCCCAGAGAUAGACACUUCUACUGCAAGAGGUGCGGGAGAGAUCAUCCCGGUGUUAACUGCGAUGGAAGCCUGACAAAAUGUUUCAAUUGUGGGAAGCUAGGGCACAGAACCUUCGAGUGUCUCUCAAAGACCAAUGGGGCACCAGUGAACCAGGUGCAAUACCGUGAUGGAGGAAGACCAGAUAUGAAUCAAGCUGGGCCAAAUGGAGGACAAAAUAACAACAACAAUGCCGCCGCCGCCAACAACAACCGCAACCCUCGAGAAGGAGGGGAGAAUAAUCGUGGCAAUGGCAAUGGCGGGAACAAUGGCAAUGGCGGAAACAACGGCAACCGUCCGAACCAAGGGCGAAUCAUGGUGAUGAAUCAGGCCCAAGCCAAUGCUAAUGAUGUGGUUUCAGAAGGAGAAUUCAAGUGAAGAUCAAGCUAGAGAUUUUAUUAAGGAGAUUAUCGCAAUUUAAGAUGAUUAUGAUUAUGAAGAUUGAUGUACUUGCUGCCCGAGUGUUCCGCUAGUUGCACACGUUUGAUUAAUUAUUGUUGUUUAAAUUUGUAAUCCAUAAACUUUGUUUAAGUUUUAUCUGAUGACUACUUGAAUUAAUGGUGGAUAGCCUGUGCACUCAAUCAUGUAUAGGUUGAGUGUGGCGGUGACACACCUGUUUUUCCAUCAAAGACUUCCGCUGUACUCUAAAUAUGUUUUAUAAUAAAGAUGUUUUCAUUUCAAAAU